CGACUUGGAUCUCGCCAGCUUUCUACGGCAAAUACUAUGGCGGGACGGGCGAUUUUCGAAUGGUGGCGCGGGCGGGAUGUACCAGGUGGAGCGCCGAGAAUUCCUUCUCCUUAUGUGCCGCCGCCGCCAUCCGUCCAAGACCAGCGACGCGUCGUGGGAUGUGCCGUUUCGGGAGGCCGUUGAAACGCCAGUUACUCGAAGUAAAAAAGCGAAGUUUUGACCCACUUUUUCCGAGCGAUGGUCGAUCUUGGCAAGCUGGCGCGGGUGGACUGGGCGUCCCAUGCCCGCGUCGCGCUCGCGACGUCGCAAGCAAUGAUUCCGUACGCCGCGAUCGGUUCCAGCAUUCUUUUUGCGCUAGCGCCGCUGCCCGACAUCCGCCGCAUUCGACGGGCCAAGCACACGUUGUCGCUGCCGUUCCUCCCAUUCUUCUUCUACGCACUGCAGUCGGCCAUCUUUCUCGUCUACGCGUGGGUGACGGCCAACCCUGUGCUCAAGACCACGACCUCAUUGGGAGUCCUCCUCGGGACGUACUACCUCGCCGUGUACUAUACGUACUCCUCCGACAAGGUUGUUGCCCGCAAGUGGAUGGCUGGCGGAUUUGCCGUUGUCCUCGCGUUGAUGGGAAUCGCAGCGACGUGGGAAGCAGCAGACGCUGCCAUGAUGAUUGGGUUGCCAGGUAACGCUGUCAUGAUCUUGACGGCGGUAUCCCCCUUGGCCAAAGCUGCCACGAUCAUCGCUAGCCAAGACGCAUCGUCGCUGCCCGUUGGCAUGUCGAUCAUGAAUGCUGUCGCCGGCGCGAUUUGGACUCUCUAUGGCAUUCUCCUGCAGGACCGUGUGGUGACCGUGCCUAAUGCAGUCAGCACCGUCGUGGGGCUCAUCCAGAUCGGAUUGCUCGUUCGAUACCCGUCGACGCCCAAAGCCAAGCGCAUGCAUGCGGUGUAGGAGGACCAGGGCGGUAGUCUCGAUGGCCUCUGGAACGACCAUCGCUUUGUCGUCGUUAGUAUGUUCGCACCGAUGGGGCAAACCGAUCGAUGUACCCGUGGACAUGACCAGCGGAAGGACGAGCGUUUGAAAAGAUGGUAUCGUGUGUUUAUUCAAGGUAGACCUUAUAGGCCGAGGUCAUCGUCCUCAUUAUCGGCUACGAAUUCGUCCAUGAUGGCACACCACCACACACGGCAAUCGCGGGAUUACCUACUCAGGAGUGGAGUCUUUUCGUUCGUGACACCAUCAAUGUGUUCACUCAACGGCACGUCGUUGUACUUGUCGGGGGCAGACCCCACCUUCAAGUACAACACGGCCAUGGAUACCGCCAGGGUCACAGCAUACAACGCCGCUACAACAGGGUGAAAUGAGGUCAAGGCUUCGAGGGUGAGGCAUACCUCCUUCAUACACUGGCGCAGACGACGUCACGUUGAGCGACUUGAUGUAUUCCGGUUGGUUUUGGAUCAUGAGCCCAAUCGAGCCGAGGAACACGAUGCCGAACGCCGACAGGAGGGUGCAGCAGAGGGCGUAUCCUUGCGCCGAUGGCAUGGUGGCGGAUGCAGAGGAUG
Messenger RNA from Aphanomyces invadans, 1550 nucleotides. RefSeq lists its product as hypothetical. Gene Ontology annotation, cellular component: membrane. The transcript is spliced from 5 exons. Gene Ontology annotation, biological process: carbohydrate transport. Gene Ontology annotation, molecular function: sugar transmembrane transporter activity. NCBI's taxonomy places the organism in Eukaryota, Oomycota, Saprolegniomycetes, Saprolegniales, Verrucalvaceae. The record is from RefSeq and is a predicted model, not a curated record. Bases 238 to 942 code for a protein of 234 amino acids.